CGCCCCCCCCGGACUUUUAGAACCGAAAACCGUCGAGAUUAGUAAGCAGCCACGGACGGCAGAGGCGAAAGGCUGGACAUGGCCGUAUCCGAGUCGUUCCUGUAGGCUACGUCGUUCACAUGCCAUCUGGACGAGCGGCAUAUCACUGUAUUUCAAGGAGAACUCUCACCUGACUGACUCAGCUACCCCCGAGGUAUGUUGUGUUAAAGAAACACCUAUGCAGGUGGAUCCUACACUAAUGAAUGUAGGGGAUGGAGGCACGGUGAGCAGAGAGAUCAGUGCUCCAAAUAAAGUGUCUGCUAGUAUGGUGGGAAAUCCCCCCCAGACGCUACCCCCUGAGUUUAGAGGAGAUGUUACCCUCAGUCAGCAAAACAAGACCACUCCAACAACAGACUGUAAGACAGCAAAAGCCUGCCUGGACAAUAGCAAUUAUAACCACAGCCCUGAGCCUUCUCCACCUCAACAGCCCAACAAUGCACCAACGUCCAGCUCAGCCCUCACUGGCUCAGAGAAGAGAGCAGACAAAAGGGCAGAGGCCCCUAAACUCAAGGCUGAUGGUGUUGUGGCCUUCCCCACUCCACAGUGGUCAAGUGGCGUAAAAGUCAGCCGGGAGGACUCACUCAACUCCUGUCAUAGCAAUGUGACAUCCAGCAAGAAAUCACACCCGCAAACACAAUCUGUGCAAAGUGUUUCACCUGGGUUUCAGUGCUCCACCAUGUUUAAACCAGUCCAGCCUGUUGCCUUCCUUCCUUCCACUAAUUUUCCCUCUCCACUUUGUAAAAUCACUCUUCCACCAGCAUUGGGUCAGAUUGCAGCAUUGAGAGAAGCCACAGCCAGUCAGUUUCACAAAGAAAUUCAGCCUCAAAGCUCAGGUGUUGGAGGGACACCUCUCAUGCGGACCUAUCCCUAUCCGUUCUCGGUAGGCCGAACUCCAGCGGCAGAGAAAAAAGCCGGCGCAUCAUCAUCAAAACUUAAAUCUAACCAUUCAUCUAAUAAGAAUGCCAAAUCUGUGGGAGAGCAUACAUCUUUAGCAUCAGUGGUAGCCUCACCAGCUAUUGCCCUACCAUUGCAGCACCCGUCAUUAACUCCUGCAGCACCCACCCGCUAUACGCUGUCUCCCACUGCUGCCAUUUGCUGUGGCUCUGCAUUGGCCAGCAUCACCUCUCAGAGCAGACUGCUGAACCAUGUGGAGAAAGGCAACAGCACAGACAAAACAACCAUGGGCUCUCUUAAAAUGACACCUCCCUCUGCUUCAGAGGACUAUACAGAUUGCUCAGUUGAACCAAGAGAUGUACCUCUUGAUUUAUCUGCUAAAUCAAAACGUCCAAAAUGCAUAAGUGACCCUCCUGUUUCGAUGAUUGAGCCUCAUAAUAAUGAGUCAAAUCAGAGAGAUUUUCUGAACUCAAAGAGGACUCAUUCUACAACUUAUAGCUCAGCUGUGCAAUACCCUAACUUACCCAACACUCACAGAAAUGGAUCCCAUCAAAAGCAAAUAAAUAGGCCUCAGAAUCACCAGGUCCCAGAGCCCAAACCAACCUGGAGUAAGGGAUCUUCACAAGACUCCAUAAAAAACAUCCCUGGAACUUAUGUAGGUGUGGCUAGCCCCAUACUGGCUUCUACUCUACGGGGCAAAGAUGGACAAGGGUCUUUUGCAGAUGAAUUUCAGAGUUUUGCAAAGCAGGAGUUUAUAUCUAUAAUUGACCAAGGAGAGCAUCUGGCCUCAGGAGGAAAGAAGCCAUCCUGUCUGGUGAACCAACAUGCUCACAGCGUCAAGCAUGUUAAAAACACCAGCUCAGCCAUAACUAAGAACUGUCCCUCUAAAGGAGCCCUAACAACUGCCCUGUCAAGCUCUGCCAGUGCUCAGACUCAUCAGAAAUCUGGUGCUGGCAAAACAGCAGUGCCGUACUCUAUCAAUGUUGUCAAUCCAGCUUGGCAGCAGCCACCUCUUCUUCCGCACCAAGCCUCGUCUGUUCAGAGAAAAAUCACACAAGGAUCUCCAAAGAUGAAGAGCAUCACAGCUACAGAAGGAUCUAAGUUUCAGAGUGCCCAGCAGAGCCCGUCCAAACCGGAGGAUGAUAAGUGGGAGAGAAUAAAGUCUCCCCUGUCUAACCUCGCGUCCAUCGUAAAGCAGCAAGCUCUCGAAACAACAGCACAGACAGGCGAAGGUAAUACUCAAGCCUCACCUGUCGCAUCAAGAAAAGCUGAUGUUCUGAAUCCACUCUCUGGGAGCCAAGACACCCAAUGCAAACAGACUUGUGCUUUUGAAUACCCAUCAUACUGGUCUGUGGAAAAAUGGGCUGGUGUGCCAUCUCAAGGGGAUUCAACUCAAGCUAUGAAGAGGCACGAGAAGGUGAACGCCACUGAGCCUGUAGAGAAUAAUACUGAGUUAAACACCAGCCAGGGAGAACACAUGGGACUACAAGCAAAGCAAGGCUCCUCAAAGCCUGCCGGCCAGUCUCAUCUCUUUGGGAGCAAUGCAUCAACAAAUGGGAACAGGAUGGAGAGCAAACUAGCCCAGGUGUUAGAGGGGGAGAUGUUGAAGAAAGAAAGUGGGGCGUCAGACGGUCCUCCGAGUGAAAAAUUGGGAGGCAUGGUUGCAUCAAUUCUUACAGGCCAGUGUGUGGCGGUAGGCGACAAGUUGGAGAAGAAAACAAAUGGAACCAAAGAGCAGUCGCCAACCAAAGCAAAAGCUGCUGGCUUCAAACAAAAGAAAACCAGUCCUAAGAAGGCAGCAAAGGAGAAGUCGCCACCGGACCCAUCAAAGAAGGCUGCAGGAAAGAAAAAGCAGGACACAGAAAAUACUCCAACCAAAGUGUCCUGUCAAAAGAAGCAAAAGAAACAAUGUGCACCUGUGCUGGAGCAGAGUCUAUCAGCGGUGAAACUUUCUCCACAGAGUACAGAGCCAACUCCGAGGGACAAGAUCAGUCCCAACAAGGUUGAGCAACUAACCCGCAACAAAUCAGAUAGCGGCAGCAGUGCUCUGGGUGAAGAGACUCCAGUGUCUCUCCGUCGCUCUGCUCUAUCCAGUAAGGAGGCCGAAGCUACAGGCAGCUCCAUCCCACGGCUGAGGAGAGGACGACGGCGAGCUGAUGAGGCUCGACUCGACCUCUGGGGCUUUGCAACACCUUCCCCUCCUCCCCCGCAAAUGCCACCUCACCCAGUUCCCCAGUCACCCCCCGUGACUCCCACCCAACCCGUUCGGCGUCCGAGAGGGAGGCCUCGCUCAAACCCCCUGCCUGAGCGAGUGAUUCAGGGCAAGGGCAAGACAGCCAGUGCAGAGGGUGACAUGCCUGCCCCCAAGAAACGCCGGCGAUGUCGUAGCAAAAAGUAUCAGACUGGGGAAUACAUCACUGAGAAAGACAAGUUGGAAGAUGGAGAGCACCUUGAAGAAUCUGACUCCCUGAGACAGAACCGCAGAGUCCCAGCAGAGCCACAGGCGCAUCAGUGUCCGAGUCCCACCGCCUGCAGUCCAGAGCCUCCUCCGCGGAGACCCUCGUUCACUCGCUCGGGAUCGGUCCGCUACCAGGAGAGCGAGGUAUCUCCAGAGUUCAAUGACAAGCCUUCAGGGAAGAGGAAGUUCAAAAGCAAGCACUUGAGUGACAAUGAGGAGCAAAAGAUUAAGACCAAACGCAGCAGCUUGGGCAAGCGCGCUGCCUCACUCGCCCUGGAUGAUGGUGGUGCUAAUGUAAAAAGACCAGAAAGCCCCCCACCCACUCCAAAAAGUUUGCCGUCAUCUCCAUCCAAUAAGAGAGGCUCAUUGGGGAGAUGCAACGGCUCAGACUCUCCACCAAAAAAGGCUGUUCCUCCGGAGGUUCGGCGGCUGAUUGUCAAUAAAAAUGCCGGGGAGACUUUGCUACAACGUGCUGCACGCUUGGGCUAUCAGGAUGUAGUUCAGUACUGUCUUGAAAAGGACGUCAGGGAGGUGAAUCGGCGCGAUAAUGCCGGUUACACAGCUCUCCAUGAGGCGUCCUCUCGAGGCUGGACUCAGAUUGUCCAGAUGCUGCUAAAACACAGCGCUGACGUCAACUGUAGCGCCCAGGAUGGGACACGGCCUCUUCACGAUGCAGUAGCGAGUGACAACCUUCCUAUAGUCUGGUUGCUCCUGAACCACGGUGCAGACCCGACUCUGGCCACCUACUCUGGACACACUCCAGUCAAACUGGCACAUAGUCCGAACAUGAAGACCUUCCUCACAGAAUAUUUCACAGACCUGGAAGGCCGCAAAGAACAGGAUCUCAGUUUUCCCUGGGAUUUCUACAGUAGCUCCCUGUUUGAGACUGACCAGGAGCCAUGCUGGGACUUCCUGCUGUCGGAGCAGAACCAGGAGCUGGAGGAGGAUGCAACAGGAAGGACUGAGCCGGACUCUGACAAAGAUUGCCUUCUGUUUGAGUUCUCCUCCGAGCCUCUCUUACCCUGCUAUCAUGUUCAAGUGUCAUUAACCCAGGGCUUUUGCAACUGGUUUCUUCUGACAGACGUCCUGAAGCGCCUGAAGAUGUCAGCGCGGAUCUUCCGGGCGCGAUACCCACACUUGGAGGUGGUGAGUCUGUCCCGUGCUGAGCUCUGGAGACAGGUAUCGAUCAGCCAGGUGAGCUCUGCUUUGGCUUCACCUUACAAAGGCCAAAAUAAGGAGGAGGAAGAGAAGGAAGAGGGACUUGUGGAUCUGGUGCGAUGUGUCCCAGAGCUGCAGAGACUACUUGGCUCCUCCAUUCACAUCCUGCAAGAGGAUGAGGAGGAUGAGGAUGAGGAGGAGGAGGAAGCGGAGGAGGAGGACGAGGAAGAGGAGGAGGAGGAGGAAGAGGAGGAGGAGGAGACACUGACAAAAACAGGGAAGCCUCGCAGCCGAUAGCCUCUCUUUCACUGCACUCCUCCACCGUGCAAACUGUUGUCAACCCAAGUCCUUCCCUGCAAGCAGCAGCUCAAAGGAAACCUCUCCGUCCGAUGAAACGAGGGUCAUGGGUUUUAACUCCAGCGACAGAAAUGACACUCCACCUAAAACCUUUGACCUCAGACAGAAGGGAUUAAGUGAUCACAAGGACCUGCACAUGGGAGUGGUCGGUUCAGCUUUCAGGUUCCUAUCAAUAGGUAUAUUUGAAUACAUGAGAACUGUUGAGCAAACCUUUUGUAUUGAUUAUGUAUGUACAUGGUAGUGUAUAUGUAUAUCUUGCCAUCAGGGUUACAACAUUUGUUUAUAUAAAUGUAUUCUUGUGGCUGAAGAAUUAUGUUGUUUAGGACUUUUUGUUUGAGUUUGUUCCCAAGGGAAAGCGAUAUUUUUUCGGGAGAUAAUCCAAGACUUUUAUCUUGGUGAACUGUUGCGUAAAGCUAAGACACUUAAGUCAGGGAGGCCACUGGCCCAGAUGGUUCCUCUGUCAACCUGGGAGACCUGGAGACCUGCAGAGAAGAGACCACUGCACAUAAUCAUGAAAUAUAAUGAGAGCCUCAUUUCCAUUUUUCUCCACUGUUUCACUUUUCACUUUAUCCUCCUCUAGCUUACAUUUUUUUUUUUUUUCUUCAACAUUUCACAAAGUAAGCGCGGGCAGCACGGAGCUGUCUAUGUCCCUGCACGCAGUAUGAAAUAAUGUCUUUUUGGACCUUGGGAUUGAGAGUUUGUUUACAGAGCUGGACAGAUAGUAGUGUUCUCCACUCCCCAGGUUGCACUCCUCCUAAACUGAUACAUAAUCCUUAUGGAUCUCUCUCAGAGGAAAAGUGGUACCAUCUCUGGAGUCCAGAGGCGGCUCCUGUGUCUGAGGAGCCCGAAACGCCCUCUUAACUGCAGCCACGUCUGUUGUGGUGUUCCCAGAUCCCAGAGUGCUUUGUGUUGCAGUGUUUUAUUUACACUGUUUGUUGUGCUUAAUUUAAUAGUCAUUAAUAUAUUUGACCUCUUGUGUAUCUGACAAGCCUAUCUAUGAAAAAAAAAUUGCUUUGUAUGGUUGGUGCUUCAUUUUGAAAUGUACUUAUUAGGAUCCCUUUAUUCUGAGAUUUUCCUCCCUCAUUCAAGAACAGUAUUUUAAAAAAGAGAAGCUAAAGUACAGUUGUAUUGUACUGGUGCUAAGACAGAUUUUGUGUUGACAAUCAAUGAUGUUUUGGUUUGAAGUCACAAACUAAUAAAAGAUAUUUAAGAUGAAGAGACUUAAGGUGUAAAGAAAAGUAUAGUUUAGUUAAAGAAAACGGGAUACAGCACGACUGAGACUGAGCAGUGUGUGAAGAGCCUUUUAUUUGAUUCUUUUAUAAGAAAUCAACAAGAAUAAAGCAUGAUUGUAAAUCAUAGUUAUUGCUUUGUUUUGUCAGUUGGAUUAUUCUAAUGAUAGCUGAAUUGAAUAUUCAGAGCGGAACUCUCCCUCAGGUGUAUUUCAAAUAAUCCCUUCUGCCUUAGACAUUUUACUGAAUAAAGACAAAUUAUACAAAGAUCCAUGAAAUUAUUG
This is a messenger RNA of Perca flavescens (yellow perch), 6419 nucleotides long. RefSeq names its product BCL6 corepressor-like 1 (gene bcorl1). Gene Ontology annotation, biological process: negative regulation of transcription by RNA polymerase II. Bases 218 to 4846 code for a protein of 1542 amino acids. Lineage: Eukaryota; Metazoa; Chordata; Actinopteri; Perciformes; Percidae. The transcript is spliced from 12 exons. Gene Ontology annotation, molecular function: protein binding; transcription corepressor activity. Gene Ontology annotation, cellular component: nucleus. The record is from RefSeq and is a predicted model, not a curated record.